UGUGUGACUUUACUUUUAUUUAAGACACUGAAGAGAGCGCCGCAGAUGUAGGUGGACAUAUAUGCAGUGAGCGAUGCAUACGAUCCACAGUUUGUGCCGGCUCUGCAUCGAACGAAACUUGCCACAGGUGACCAUUUUAAGAGGAAAAGAUGGUUUUGGCUUCACCAUCUGCUCUGACACCCCUGUACGGGUUCAGGCUGUUGAACCAGGUGGUCCAGCUCACCAGGCGGGUUUACAGCAGCUGGACACAUUACUGCAGCUGAACGGCCAGCCGGUUGAGCACUGGAAGUGUGUGGACCUGGCUCAUGCCAUCAGGAAUUGUCGUAAUGAGAUCACAGUGGUGGUGUGGAGGACAGUGCCUAUUAUGAAGCCUUACUACGAGGGGCUUAUCCACAGGCCUUCCUACAAACCCUCAGGAUUUGAUUCUGUCUCAUCUGCAAAGACUCAAAACAAAACCCCACCUUUACUCUCUCGACCCACCAAUCACAAACAGGGUCGUCGUAAAAAAGUAAGUAGCCCUGAUAACACAGGAAACGGAGUAGGAGAGUCAUUGUGGUCUUGGACUGGCAAACAAGAAGAAAAUGACUACAAAACACGCACACAGACCCUCAAAGGUACCCGUGUGACAUCAUCAAACGGCGACAACUACAUCAUCCUCUCUCCUGUCAGUCCUGGAAACCAGAUAUUGCAGCCAGUGUAUUCUGACUCCAAUGGCACCCUGGGAACUCUUGGAAAGAAGCAUAAAAAAUGUGCAAGAACAGUUAUUGUGAUCCCCAAGUGUUGUGAUGAAAUGACAGAUGGCAGUAUCAUGAGGAAUUGUCGUAAUGAGAUCACAGUGGUGGUGUGGAGGACAGUGCCUAUUAUGAAGCCUUACUACGAGGGGCUUAUCCACAGGCCUUCCUACAAACCCUCAGGAUUUGAUUCUGUCUCAUCUGCAAAGACUCAAAACAAAACCCCACCUUUACUCUCUCGACCCACCAAUCACAAACAGGGUCGUCGUAAAAAAGUAAGUAGCCCUGAUAACACAGGAAACGGAGUAGGAGAGUCAUUGUGGUCUUGGACUGGCAAACAAGAAGAAAAUGACUACAAAACACGCACACAGACCCUCAAAGGUACCCGUGUGACAUCAUCAAACGGCGACAACUACAUCAUCCUCUCUCCUGUCAGUCCUGGAAACCAGAUAUUGCAACCAGUGUAUUCUGACUCCAAUGGCACACUGGGAACUCUAGGAAGAAUCUAUCAGACUGGCAGAGGACUGCAGCAGAGCCCAGACUACCUGCAGAAUGGGGGGCUGCAAGCACAAGCCACUUUGUGUAGGUCUAUGAACAGUACGGCCACCACCUUGCCUCCUUCAUCCUACAGACAGAGCUUUGCCAACUACCAGAACUGUACCAUCGUCCAGUCCCACCUGCCUCACUCUAACUAUGGCACAUAUGUCAGUCUGGCACCCAAGAUUCUCAUCUUCCCAGUUUUUGUUCAGCCGCUGGACCUGUGCAGCCCUGAGAGAGUCCUGAUGUUGUCAGAGGAAAUGGUCCUUCAUGACAGUAAACACAUAGCUCUUAAGGCUACAGUGUUCAUCUACACAGACCUGAUGCUGUUGACCAGGGAAGAUGAACCGGGUCGUUGUAAUGUACUACAGAGUCCACUUUACCUCCAUGAUAUACAGCUGCAGGAUGUUCCUGCAGACAAACUGCGGCUGUACAUCUCUUACUGGAUAGAGGUGAGAUCUUACAUGCUGGAACCAAAAGCAGCUGAACAGGCUGAUCUGGGUCUGCUGGGCUUCAGCCCUUACAGUGUGUCUGAGCCCUGUUCCCCAUCAUGCCCCUCUGCAUCGCCCAUCAUGAGAAGAACCAACUGCAGCUCUCCAGCUCAGCGGCUCUCCUACCCAGACCUGCACUGCAGCACCGGAGACGCCAACCAAACUGCUCCGACCUUUCGAGACGCCUGCAAACCUCCAUACCUGGAGACCUCUGAGAUCUGGAAGGACAGACAGAAGGAGGUGAAAGGAGGUGGCCAAGAGUCAGAACUGGAGAAAAGGGAGCAGGGGGAGGGCCAGAGCGAGAGCGCUUCUGAGACUAUCAGCGUUGGCGCCAGACCCACAUCUUCAUCGUCAUCUUCCUCACCUCUAGUCAUUCCCAGGCUGUGCCUGGAUCGCUCCUUCAACGCAGAUGCUUUGACCUCACCGUCAACUGACGAUGAUGAGGAGGAGGAGGAAGAUGAUGAGGACACAGAUGAAGGCUUUCUGAAGAGGAGGAGUAUGGUGGAAUCAUCUCCUAGCAGUGGGCAGCAGAGCGGGGGCUUGUGUGUGCAGAGGUCCCUCCACAGACGGACGCACAGCGAGAGCAGUUUGCUGCAGGAGCCCCGGUCUCCUCGCUUCAUCUCUGAUCAGGCCAUCGACUGCAUAGAGGCCAAGCGGGAACCUUCAGAGCGCUGGGCGGUUCCCUCCCCGCAGACCCUGAGGAAAGAGCUCACCAAGAACGGAGGAUCCGUCCACCAGAUCUGUCUGCUCUUCACUGGAAGGAGGGUUUGUGGCAAGCUGAACUGUAAAUGUGACACAGGAAAAACUGGUGUCAAAAAGAAGAAAUCCAAGAAUUUGGCCAAAGACAUGAAAAACCGCCUGACUUUUCUGCGGAAGAAGACCAAUGACAGACAUGGAAGCAAUCCAGCCAGCAGGCUUGAGAAAGUCCUUAAGUCAGACAAACCAACUCCAGAGGAAGCUCUCAAAUGGGCAGAGUCGCUUGAUGCGCUGCUUUCUCACAAAUAUGGCCUAGUGGUUUUCCGCUCCUUCCUGCAGACAGAGUUCAGUGAGGAGAAUCUGGACUUCUGGUUGGCCUGUGAGGACUUCAAGAGGAUCAAAUCACUGUCCAAAAUGGCAUCCAGAGCAAAGAAGAUAUUCACUGAGUACAUCUCCAUACAGUCCUGUAAAGAGGUUAAUCUGGACUCAUACACCAGGGUGCACAUCAAGGAAAAUAUGGAGAACAUCUGCGCAGACUGCUUUGACCUGGCUCAGAGCAGAACCUUUGGAUUAAUGGAAAGAGACUCGUACCCUCGAUUCCUCCGCUCUGACAUUUACCUGGAAUUAACCAACCAAAAGAGACCCAGCUCUGUCACAGAUCCAUCGUAAAGCUCUGAUGACAAACUGUAGACGCUGAACUUUUUAGAUCAGUAUUGCUGGAGACAUAGUAGAACAGGACGUGUCUACAAUCACAUAAUCCACUAAUGCACAGCUUCAUAUUGAAAAGUCAGUCAACUAAGUACCUUGGAGAGCUCAGCCCGAUGGAUCAUUGCAUGGACAGAUUGGUUUUGGAUGCUUCUGUGCUGCAUGCACCCUGUUGGACGGUUGCAGCAAUAAGAUAGUGAUAUUGUGUUAUGAAUAUGCUGGAAGUGUUGACUCAAAUCAAUUUGCCAGUGCCCAAAAUGCCUUGCCACCUGAUGACCCAGUGGCAGUACAGAGAGGGUGCAACGCAUGAUGGGUAUAGGAAAAAAGAGACAUUUUGGUACUGUUUUGUUCAGCUUUACCAAGAGACUUUUCACUUUUCUUUCCUGCACAGACCUCAACAUAGUCCACUUUUACAAAGAUCCUAGUGAGAUGACAUUGGAUGAAACUAAGUAUUAGUUAACAUUAAUGUCCUUUUUUAUCUGAGUUGCAGUUGACAGCAUGUUGAUAUUCUCUCAAUACUACUGACAGAACACUAAUUCUUAUUACUUUCAAGGGCUUUGGUAACAUUUCCACAUCUGUUCUUCAUGUAGUGGCCCCGUGGCUCUAACCCCUUAUGUUUUACAAGUGCAAUAUACAAUUAGUUAUUCUUAUUAAUAUUUCUUUAAAAAACAGUAUAUUA
Molecule: messenger RNA, 3839 nt
Organism: Sinocyclocheilus grahami
Lineage: Eukaryota; Metazoa; Chordata; Actinopteri; Cypriniformes; Cyprinidae
Product: regulator of G-protein signaling 3-like
Exons: 18
Coding region: 74-3124 (1016 amino acids)
Cellular component (GO): plasma membrane; nucleus
Molecular function (GO): protein binding
Source: RefSeq, a predicted model, not a curated record